Leptonychotes weddellii (Weddell seal) is the source of this 3736-nucleotide messenger RNA. Lineage: Eukaryota; Metazoa; Chordata; Mammalia; Carnivora; Phocidae. The record is from RefSeq and is a predicted model, not a curated record.
AUGUGUGCACCCGUGGUCUGCCUGGUUCAGUGGGAGGAAGUCAGUGGCUACGAUGAAAACCUGAACACCAUCCGCACCUAUCAGGUGUGCAACGUCUUCGAGCCCAACCAAAACAACUGGCUCCUCACCACCUUCAUCAACCGGCGGGGGGCUCACCGCAUCUACACGGAGAUGCGCUUCACUGUGAGAGACUGCAGCAGCCUCCCCAACGUCCCAGGCUCCUGUAAGGAGACCUUCAACUUGUACUACUAUGAGACUGACUCAGUUAUUGCCACCAAGAAGUCGGCCUUCUGGUCUGAGGCCCCCUACCUCAAAGUAGACACCAUUGCUGCAGAUGAGAGCUUCUCCCAGGUGGACUUCGGGGGAAGGCUGAUGAAGGUCAAUACAGAAGUCAGGAGCUUUGGGCCUCUGACUCGGAAUGGUUUUUACCUCGCUUUCCAGGAUUAUGGAGCCUGUAUGUCUCUCCUUUCUGUUCGUGUCUUCUUUAAGAAGUGUCCCAGCAUUGUGCAGAAUUUUGCAGUGUUUCCAGAGACCAUGACGGGGGCAGAGAGUACAUCUCUGGUGAUUGCUCGGGGGACAUGCAUCCCCAACGCAGAGGAAGUAGACGUGCCCAUCAAACUCUACUGCAACGGGGAUGGAGAGUGGAUGGUGCCCAUUGGGCGCUGCACGUGCAAGCCUGGCUAUGAGGCUGAGAACAGUGUGGUCUGCAAGGCCUGCCCCGCCGGGAUGUUCAAGGCCAGCCAGGAAGCUGAGGGGUGCUCCCACUGCCCCUCCAACAGCAGAUCCCCUUCAGAGGCAUCUCCCAUCUGUACCUGUCGGACCGGCUAUUACCGAGCGGAUUUUGACCCCCCAGAAGUGGCAUGCACUAGUGUCCCAUCAGGCCCCCGCAACGUCAUCUCCAUCGUCAAUGAGACGUCCAUCAUUCUGGAGUGGCACCCGCCCAGGGAGACAGGCGGGCGGGACGAUGUGACCUACAACAUCAUCUGUAGAAAGUGCCGCGCAGACCGUCGGAGCUGCUCCCGCUGUGACGACAACGUGGAGUUUGUGCCCCGGCAGCUGGGCCUGACCGAGGGCCGAGUCUCCAUCAGCAGCCUGUGGGCCCACACCCCUUACACCUUCGACAUCCAGGCCGUCAACGGAGUCUCCAGCAAGAGCCCCUUUCCCCCACAGCAUGUCUCCGUCAACAUCACCACGAACCAAGCUGCCCCUUCCACUGUUCCCAUCAUGCACCAGGUCAGUGCCACCAUGAGGAGCAUCACCUUGUCAUGGCCACAGCCAGAGCAGCCCAACGGCAUUAUCCUGGACUAUGAGAUCCGGUACUAUGAGAAGGAGCACAAUGAGUUCAACUCCUCCAUGGCCAGGAGCCAGACCAACACGGCACGGAUCGAUGGCCUACGGCCCGGCAUGGUGUACGUGGUGCAAGUGCGUGCCCGCACGGUGGCCGGCUACGGCAAGUUCAGCGGCAAGAUGUGCUUCCAGACGCUGACGGAUGAUGACUACAAGUCCGAGCUGAGGGAGCAGCUGCCCCUGAUUGCUGGCUCAGCGGCCGCCGGGGUGGUGUUCGUGGUGUCGUUGGUGGCCAUCUCCAUCGUCUGCAGCAGGAAGCGGGCUUACAGCAAAGAGGCUGUGUACAGUGAUAAGCUCCAGCAUUACAGCACCGGCCGAGGCUCCCCAGGGAUGAAGAUCUACAUUGACCCCUUCACUUAUGAGGACCCCAACGAAGCUGUCCGGGAGUUUGCCAAGGAGAUUGAUGUAUCUUUUGUGAAAAUCGAAGAGGUCAUCGGAGCAGGGGAGUUUGGAGAGGUGUACAAGGGGCGUCUGAAACUUCCGGGCAAGAGGGAAAUCUAUGUGGCCAUCAAGACGCUGAAGGCCGGGUACUCCGAGAAGCAGCGUCGGGACUUCCUGAGCGAGGCCAGCAUCAUGGGCCAGUUUGACCAUCCCAACAUCAUCCGCCUGGAAGGCGUGGUCACCAAGAGUCGGCCCGUCAUGAUCAUCACGGAGUUCAUGGAGAACGGCGCUUUGGAUUCUUUCCUCAGGUGCUCACAUUGCCGAACAAAGGGCAGUCAGUCCUUCAACGUGGACACCGGCCUGGGAUGCUGGGCAGCAUGCGUGCCCCCCCUCAAUGCUUGUGGCAAGCUGGCUGCAGCUGAGGGACUGAAGUACCUCUACACUGAGACCUUCUACCUGGUGGUCCCACCCAAGUCUGCCCUAACACUAAAGUGCCUUUUUUUGUGUGGCUUUCUCCCCCCUAGAGACCUCCUGAGAAUAGGGGUCACCUUGGCAGGUCAUCAGAAGAAGAUCCUGAACAGCAUUCAUUCUAUGAGGGUCCAGAUGAGUCAGUCACCAACGGCAGUGGCGUGAGAACUCUCAUUUUCUGGGGGGAGGAGAGGAAGGAAAAGGACCAGUCUCAAGAGGGAAUCAGAGGUUGACCACUGUGGAACGUUCUGGAAAGAUUGGCUUCUCGGCUGAGAAAUGCAUUACAUCAGUGAAGAAGAAACUGGACCUGUUCUUAAUAGGCAACCUUCAUUUCUCAGUGACAGAGCAUGUUUCAGAUGCUGUGGGAAACCAAAUCUAUGAUCAUAAAAAUACGAAAAGGUGAUGUUCAACAGAAGUGAAGACAAAACGGUAUGCAUCGGGGGAACCAAGAGUAAGCUCGGCUCCCACCCUCGGGGCACUGGAGUCACCCAUCCACAGGAAGAAAGGGAAGGAGGUAGAGGGAAGAAACAGGUAGUUUUCCAUUUUCUUCCUCACCAAUGACAUUCUUUUCUUUUCUCCUUUUGUAUUCCUCCCCACGAGCCCUCUCCUUCUCCCACAUCCAUUUCCCUUUGCUCAUGACUCGUGUAGGGAAGUUCCUUCAAACAAACCCCAGCUCCUGAGUCUCCAGAUGUCGUUCUGUCAGUUGCCAAAGGACUUUGCUGACCACUGCAUGGGGGAUCCAACCAAUUCAAUUAAUGUCUUCAUAUUGAAGAAGAGAUGUACCUUCAAUUGAAAACCUUGUUUUUCUUUUGUUUGCAUUUUCUGCAAAAAGGAAAAAGAAACCACAAAUUGGAAAAAAAAAAAAAAAAAGAAAAACCUGUUUCCGUGUGCAGGAGCACACACAUGUAUGUCUGUGUUCUAAAAUGACUGUGCUUGUUCGUAACAGAUGCAAACAAGAAAGAAGAACCGGGAAUUUGUGUCUCUGCCCCCGGAAAAUCCAAAGGGGCUGGAACGUGUUGUUGGUUUGGUGUUCUGGUUGGCCCAGUUGGCCCAGUUGGCCCAGUUGGCCUAUGGGCUCAAUGGGGAGAGAGGGCAGGGAGAAAAAUAAAAUGAAAGUGGGAAAAAACUCUCAGGAGCUUGCAAAUUCAGACAGGAAACAGGUGAGUGGUUUGAAUUGGAGGCAGUGUGGGCCAUUCUAGAAUGAUACUGACUGAUUAAUUAUUCUUGGUAACAUCUGAAGAGAAGGAGAAGGAAAGUGUUUCUUGGAGAAUGUUCUUCCACAUCCCUGGAAUCUGCAAUUCAAGAGAUGGCAAGGGAGAAUUCUUCUUACCUGAUCUGUGGACUGGCUUAAGCCGUGUGGCAUCCGAGGAAUGUUUCAAAUGUGUCUGUGUUUCUCUGCAUUCCUUCUUGUACCUCAUUGUUCAAUUUGCUUUUGUAAAUUCCACUUAACAUUUAAAUAUUUUUAAUUUCUCCUUUUCUCUUAAUCUCCUUGCUAAUUUUAUCUGUCUAAUUAAAAUGAGCAGAAGCAUGUCUGGGUUUA